UAAAGUCUCCUCUGCUCUUGAUGAUGAGACAUUUCUGCCGCUUGUUUCCCCAUUAACAUCCAAUAUUUUGUUUUUUUUCCCAGUGCUACGGGAGCAGAGUUCCCAGAAUCGGUGGUCUUCACCGUCGUUUUCAUGGUGACUUCCCUUCUAGGAGCUGGCGUAGUUUCCGUCCAAUACAGGUUCAUGAUCCUCCAUUCUGAACCAUCAGAGAAGCGAAAUAUCAUCUGCCAGAAAAUCCUAUACGCCAUGGGAUGGCUCGCGUGUAUUGCCAAUGCCGUGACUGGUGUAUGUUCGACGAAGAUCAAUCCCAUAGCUCACAGUAUCGGAGCAGGAACUGGCUUUUUCUUCUUUGCCGUUUACAACCUGAGCCAAGCUAUAUGCCUGUAUGAGAAAUCCUUCAGCAGUCGUCACGUGUGCCACAUAAGAUUUGCAUCAACCUUGGUGACCAUUGUGGCACUGCUGAUCUUUGAUUUAGGUUUGACCAUGAACCGCCUAUGUAACAACGAUCACUGUAAAGAGAUCUUCUCUAUGAUAGGCAUGGUAGGCGAGUGGAUGGGAUUUGUUGGCCUGCUAAUAUUCCCGAUUAUGUACUAUACAGAUUUCCAGCAUUUGUCAUUAAUGUUGUCCAGAGAAGGCGUCUCCAUCAUUCUGAGGCAAAAGACCCAGGACCCAGAAAACCCCCAAUAAAAUAUAAAGUUAAGAACCAGGGGCAGAGCGCCAGGAAGACAACUAAAUCCAUCUGUACAUUGCUGGACAAGACACUCACCGGACUUUCCGCAGUCAGAUAUAUUCUGCUGCAUGUAAAGGCAGAUUCCGGGCUCGGUUUCUGUUCUGAAAACUGGACUUGGCAUUUACUGGAUUUUGCGCAGUCAGAUAUAUUCUGCUGCAUUAAGAGGCAGAUUCCGGGCUCGGUUUCUGUUCUCAAUACCGGACUUGGCAUUUACUGGACUUUCCGCAGUCAGAUAUAUUCUGCUGCAUUUAAAGGCAGAUUCCGGGCUCGGUUUCUGUUCUCAAUACCGGACUUGGCAUUUACCGGACUUUCCGCAGUCAGAUAUAUUCUGCUGCAUUAAGAGGCAGAUUCCGGGCUCGGUUUCUGUUCUCAAUACCAGAAUUGGCAUUUACCGGACUUUCCGCAGUCAGAUAUAUCCUGCUGCAUUAAGAGGCAGAUUCCGGGCUCGGUUUCUGUUCUCAAUACCAGACUUGGCAUUUACUGGACUUUCUUCAGCUACCUCACAUCAAAUGUUGGCUUUUUACUCCCUUGCCCAGAGGAGGGGUAGUCCUUCAGCCAUGGCUCCUUAGAGGUUUCCUCCACUGGGGGUUUUUCCUCUCCUCAGUGUUGAAGUACGACUUUUUGCAAGAGUCAGGGAUUCACAGGGCUAUUUCCAAUC
This is a messenger RNA of Bufo gargarizans (Asiatic toad), 1388 nucleotides long. Its product is annotated as DNA damage-regulated autophagy modulator protein 1-like. Bases 133 to 687 code for a protein of 184 amino acids. NCBI's taxonomy places the organism in Eukaryota, Metazoa, Chordata, Amphibia, Anura, Bufonidae. Gene Ontology annotation, biological process: regulation of autophagy; photoreceptor cell maintenance. Gene Ontology annotation, cellular component: lysosome. The record is from RefSeq and is a predicted model, not a curated record. The transcript is spliced from 6 exons.